AGCAACAAAAUGACCCGACAAUAUAAUUUUUAAAUAAAAAAUGCACAAUUUUUUUGACCGCUUACCACAAUGUAAGCCAGCCACCAAGAACCGAAAAUGACACCGUUGCCUUCAGAUAAUUGCAAAAGAAAGAUCGUCUUUUCCCGCAGUUGCAGCUCCACGAUACCACAAUUGAUCCACCAAAUCCACAAAAAAAGACCGCCGUUUUUUUACGAUUCCGUUGUCUCUUUCAAUUAUUCCUUGAUUUUUUGAACAUUUUUGUCCGUUUGAUUUCUAGAGAUACACAGAUUGAUCAGCGCCACCUAGGGUUUUGCUGUUCUUGUUCUCUAGGCAUUUUCAUUUUGAUUUUUGGCCCCAAUUUGUAGAUUUAAUUUAAGGGCUCGUAUUUUGGGGGGAGAAAUGACAUCAACGUUUGAUAGAUGGGAAAAAGAUCCGUUUUUCUCUGCUGCGGAGGACGUUCAGGAAUCUUCCGACAGGAUGGAAUCAACAUAUAGAACAUGGAUUCAUGCGAUCAAGGAGCCCUCCGGUUCUUGGAAUUUGGAUGAGCUUCGGAGAGAUCUUCAAACAACCCUUGGCACAACCAAGUGGCAGUUGGAAGAAUUUGGACGUGCUGUAAGAUCGAGUUACCCAAAUAGUGGAUCAGCUGAUGAUGCAAAGGAUAGGCAUCGGGAUUUCAUUGUUGCAAUAGAGAAUCAAGUAAAAAAAGUUGAAACCUCUUUGAAAGAAUCGACAGUACGACAAGGCAAGCCACCAUUGCCUUGGGUGCGGUUGGAUGAAGGAGAACGAAAUGAGCUUGCAUUGUUUCUUUCAGGACAAUCAUUAUCUUCCCCAAAUAAACUCUUUGGAAAGCAUCAGCAGGGGCAGGAAAAUUCGCUAGAGGGUGAUCAACAAGUGAAUAAUGAGUGUUCGAGGAGUUCAUCUCAUUUGGUUGAAUUGGCUCAAGUAGAGGGCAAGGGGGACAAGUUUUCAGGUCAUCGGAGGACAGCUAGUGCAAGUGCAGACAUUGGCUCAUGGAAGAUUGCUGUAGCUGAUGAUGUUCUACACGAUUCAUCUAGUGCAAAGCCUGAUCGUCCCCCACGAAAGAUACCUAGUUUUUCAGGAUUCUUAAAUAGCAUGGAAUCGUCCAUGUCGCAAUUGAAGUGGUCAAAGAACGGUUACAAGAAACUAAAGCCUACAGAUGGGCCUCAGGAUGCUGGUGCUACAUUACCUAGAGCCCAGAUUUUGACUAGAGGCAUUAAUACGUGCUAUGAGAAGAGUAAAAGUUGCCUUGAAGGCUGUGAUGAUUAUGAAAAACAAUGGUAUGGUUGGUAUGGUAGUAUCCAGAGACAGCUUCAGAGAUCCCAAUAUCACGUGCAAUAUAGUCGGCCUGUCCAAUUUGUUUUCUCUGUCAUUCUCAUACUCUGCCUACUCGGUGAGCCUGCUGAUUUUCUAUUUGCUAUAUGGUAACUGUUUCAUUUCUUGUAGUGAUUCAGAUUCGACUGCAUUUGCAAUUUGAUAUGGUUUUUUAAACUUCUUAUUGUUACAAUUGAUCCUUCUCCUUGAGUUAUAGGCUAUAUACAAUAAUAGUACCACUCUAGAUUAUUUUUCCCUCUCCACUUUCCUGUAAAGUGUAUAAUGAGAUUAUUCAUACUUGUCACAUUAAAAUUUUUCCGGUAACUUUGUCAAAUUUUUUCCUAAUCUUACACGUGUCAUAGCUCGUUAGUAAAUGAUAAACAUAUUUGGUAUGAACUACAAUAUCAAAUGUUCAAAUGGUUUUGCCUUAUAUACAACCCCAUCAGUUAUUGCAUCCAUUUUCCUUCAGGGUAGGAACUUUCGUAAUUUUGUAUCAUACUUUACACAUUUUCCCUUAUGGGUUAAUUUCCCGUAAAUAGUAAAUACACGAAGUAUACCCAAAUUUUCGUUUUUAACCAACAUUAUUUUUUUUGGUCAAUCAAUACAUGAAUUUUCAACAUUUUGGAAUUUGGCCCAAAUUAAAAUUCUGGCAGCAAUUAAUUCUACAUGGAUGCCGGAAUUUUCUUACAAGGCAUUUCAACCGAUAAUUAAAAUGUUUUGUUUCAUAAAACAUAAGAGUGUGGUACCUUCUUUAGAGCAUGUUGUGGCCUAGAGGCAAAUGUUUUUGGUGCUACCAAUUUGAUUUCAAUUAUUGUUCUGUUUAUGUCAAAAUAAAAUAGUGAAAGGAUUACAUGCAUCAUGCACCAAAGAAAUUAAAAAAAUGAAAUCUAGGCAUUUGUAACUUACGGAACUUAUUUAACCUAUUAAAAAUCUAUUGAUGAACAUGAAAUUCAUGAUUAUCUCUCAUGACACUUCUUUUCUUGAAUAUUUCAAAAAUAAUGCAGUGUAUUCUGGGAAUCACAGAACUAAAUCCAUGCAAAUAUUGCAUAUAUAGAAUCAAGAGCUUGUUGCAAAACCCAUACGGCCAUACAUGAAUACUGGAAACUGCUGAUGUGAAUAUGAUAUACAUGUGAAAGUGUUUGCCUCUACUAGUUAAUAUAUAUGGUCUAUUCUGUCUGUAACUCUGCGAUUGUAGUGUAAUAGAAACUAUUAGAGAUGAAGCUUCAGUUGUCUCGAUAUACUUAUUAUAUUGUUUUGUCUGCAGUCUUAUUGGCGUUGCGUGCAAUCUGAGGGGGAGAGCUUCGUUUCUCCAUUCUAAUUCAGGAUUCAUCUGUUGUAAAAUCAGAUAGUUGGGGGAUUGCUUUACCAUGCCCUAAACAGAUGAUACACAGCAUUCAUUGAACUAUUUUGAUGAGAACUGUAAUUUAGCAUUCAUGAUUAUGCCAGAGCUGCUUUGGCAACAUCACAACUACCCGUUUUUGUUUCUUCUGGGCGAUGAGGCUUGUUGUAAUGUUGUAUUUUUGGAGCUGCUGUUGUAGUAUCGAUCUUUCCACUUCAGAAACUUAAAUGUCAUAGUCGCUUCUGUUGUAUCAUUGGUUUCAUGUAUCGAAGGCAACUUGUAUAUAAAUUUUCGUGACUUGUGUAUAUUGAUUUCCGUUUGAACUAGGAAAGGCCAAUAUUGUGUAGUUA
Messenger RNA from Salvia miltiorrhiza (redroot sage), 3021 nucleotides. RefSeq lists its product as uncharacterized. The transcript is spliced from 4 exons. Gene Ontology annotation, biological process: Golgi vesicle transport. Gene Ontology annotation, cellular component: membrane. The record is from RefSeq and is a predicted model, not a curated record. Bases 400 to 1446 code for a protein of 348 amino acids. NCBI's taxonomy places the organism in Eukaryota, Viridiplantae, Streptophyta, Magnoliopsida, Lamiales, Lamiaceae.